Oxyura jamaicensis (ruddy duck) is the source of this 3248-nucleotide messenger RNA. RefSeq names its product integrator complex subunit 3 (gene INTS3). NCBI's taxonomy places the organism in Eukaryota, Metazoa, Chordata, Aves, Anseriformes, Anatidae. The record is from RefSeq and is a predicted model, not a curated record. Gene Ontology annotation, cellular component: cytoplasm. Bases 9 to 3107 code for a protein of 1032 amino acids. The transcript has 31 exons.
CGGCGGCCAUGGAGCUGCAGAAGGGGAAGGGGGGAGCGGCAGGAGGAGGAGGAGGAGGAGGGAAGUUGCUGGUCUCCACUCUUCUGGAUGCCAAGGAUGAGUUGGAGGAGAGGCUGGAGAGGUGCGUGGGCAUCGUCACGUCGCUGACCAGCGGGCUGUCGGAGCGGGAGGCCAACGACGCCCUCAACGCCCACAUUUGCAAAGGCACCCCCCAGCACGAGGAGAUUUGCCUGGGUCUUUUCACGCUGGUCUUGACCGAACCUGCUCAGGCGCAGAAGUGCUACCGGGACUUGGCGCUGGUGAGCCGGGACGGCAUGAACAUCGUUCUCAACAAGAUCAACCAGAUCCUCAUGGAGAAGUACCUGAAGCUGCAGGACACGUGUCGGACCCAGCUGGUGUGGCUGCUGCGGGAGCUGGUGAAGAGCGGCGUGCUUGGCGCGGACGGCGUCUGCAUGACCUUCAUGAAGCAGAUCGCAGGCGGGGACGUCACCGCCAAGAACAUCUGGCUGGCCGAGAACGUCCUGGAGAUCCUGACGGAGCAAAGAGAGUGGGUGCUGAAAAGCAGCAUCUUGAUAGCGAUGGCGGUGUACACGUACCUGCGGCUCAUCGUGGACCACCACGGAACCUCUCAGCUCCAGGUGCUCCGCCAGAAGGAGGUGGAUUUCUGCAUCUCCCUCCUCCGCGAACGGUUCAUGGACUGCUUCAUGGUCGGCCGUGACCUCGUGCGGCUCCUGCAGAACGUCGCAAGGAUACCGGAGUUUGAGCAGCUCUGGAAGGACAUCAUCCACAACCCGCAGGUCCUCAGCGCGCAGUUCACAGGUGUCCUCCAGCUCCUCCAGUCGAGGACUUCGCGCAAAUUCCUGGCAUGUCGCCUCACUCCCGACAUGGAGACCAAGCUGCUCUUCAUGACCUCGCGGGUGCGGUUCGGCCAGCAGAAGCGGUACCAGGACUGGUUUCAGCGGCAGUACCUGUCCACCCCCGACAGCCAGUCCCUGCGCUGCGACCUCAUACGCUACAUCUGUGGCGUGGUCCACCCCUCCAACGAGGUGCUCAGCUCCGACAUCCUCCCGCGCUGGGCCAUCAUCGGGUGGCUGCUCACCACCUGCACGUCCAACGUUGCUGCUUCGAAUGCCAAGCUGGCCCUGUUCUAUGACUGGCUCUUCUUCAACCCCGAGAAGGACAGCAUCAUGAAUAUAGAGCCUGCCAUUCUCGUGAUGCACCACUCCAUGAAGCCUCACCCUGCCAUCACCGCCACGCUGCUGGAUUUCAUGUGCCGGAUCAUUCCCAACUUCUACCCCCCGCUGGAGGCUCACGUGCGGCAAGGCGUGUUCAACUCCCUCACCCACAUCGUGGAGAAGCGAGUCCUGGCCCACUUGGCCCCUCUCUUCGACAACCCCAAGCUGGACAAGGAGCUGCGAGCCAUGCUGAGGGAGAAAUUCCCGGAGUUCUGCAGUUCGCCCUCGCCCCCCAUUGAAGUCAAAAUUGAGGAACCCGUUUCCAUGGAGAUGGACAAUCACAUGUCAGACAAAGAUGACAGUUGCUAUGACAACGCCGAGGCCGCCUUUAGUGACGACGAAGAAGACUUGAACAGUAAAGGGAAGAAGAGGGAGUUCAGGUUUCAUCCAAUCAAAGAAACCAUUGUGGAGGAGCCCGUCGAUAUCACGCCGUUCCUGGACCAGCUGGAUGAGUCACUGAAGGAUAAGGUUCUGCAGCUGCAGAAGGGAAGACAACCUCGGGCACUUUUCGAUACGGAAGCUCAGUGUGAGGUCAUGCAGGAAAUCGUGGAUCAAGUCCUGGAGGAGGACUUUGACUCCGAGCAGUUAUCGGUGCUCGCAUCCUGCCUCCAGGAGCUAUUUAAGGCUCACUUCCGUGGUGAGGUUUUGCCAGAAGAAAUCACAGAGGAGUCUCUGGAGGAAUCGGUGGGGAAGCCGCUCUACCUAAUAUUUAGGAACCUCUGCCAGAUGCAGGAAGAUAACAGCGGCUUCUCGCUGCUGCUGGAUCUGCUGUCAGAGCUCUAUCAGAAGCAGCCCAAGAUCGGCUACCACCUCCUGUACUAUUUAAAAGCCAGCAAAGCUGCGGCAGGGAAGAUGAACCUGUACGAGUCCUUCGCUCAGGCCACGCAGCUGGGGGACCUGCACACGUGUCUGAUGAUGGACAUGAAGGCCUGCCAGGAGGACGACGUGCGGCUGCUCUGCUACCUCACCCCCUCCAUCUACACAGAGUUCCCAGACGAGACCCUGCGAAGCGGCGAGCUGCUCAACAUGAUCGUGGCCGUCAUAGACUCGGCGCAGUUGCAGGAGCUGGUGUGCCACGUGAUGAUGGGGAACCUCGUCAUGUUUCGGAAGGACUCGGUGCUGAACAUCCUCAUUCAAAGCCUGGACUGGGAGACCUUCGAGCAGUACUGCACCUGGCAGCUCUUCCUGGCACACAGCAUCCCCCUGGAGACCAUCAUCCCCAUCCUGCAGCACCUCAAGUACAAAGAGCACCCCGAGGCGUUGUCCUGCCUGCUGCUGCAGCUGAGGCGAGAGAAGCCCAGCGAGGAGAUGGUGAAGAUGGUGCUGAGCCGGCCGUGCCACCCCGACGACCAGUUCACCACGAGCAUCCUGCGGCACUGGUGCAUCAAACACGACGACCUCCUGGCCGAGCACAUCAAGUCGCUGCUCAUCAAGAACAACAGCCUGCCGCGAAAACGCCAAAGCCUGCGCAGCUCCAGCAGCAAACUGGCCCAGCUCACCCUGGAGCAGAUCCUGGAGCACCUGGACAACCUCCGCCUCAACCUGACCAACACCAAACAGAACUUUUUCAGCCAAACGCCCAUCCUGCAGGCCCUGCAGCACGUCCAGGCCAGCUGCGACGAAGCCCACAAGAUGAAGUUCAGCGACCUCUUCUCCCUGGCCGAGGAGUAUGAAGACUCCUCCACCAAACCCCCAAAGAGCCGCCGAAAAGCCACCCUCUCCAGCCCCCGGAGCCGCAAGAACGCGGCCCAGCCGGCCAACAACGAGGAGGAAUCGGCUUCCAGCAGCGCCUCGGAGGAAGAAGACACCAAGCCCAAACCCACCAAACGGAAAAGAAAAGGCUCCUCGGCCGUGGGCUCGGACAGUGACUGAGGGCACAGCCCCGCCGCCGCCUCCCACGGCCGCUCUCGGACAAAAAGCCAUCGCCAGGACGGAAACGAGAGCACGCGGCCCCUCGCCCGCUCUCUCCGCAUCCCCUCCGCCAGCCUCGGAGCCCCUGGGCACGGCCGCCCC